Molecule: messenger RNA, 3215 nt
Organism: Astrephomene gubernaculifera
Lineage: Eukaryota; Viridiplantae; Chlorophyta; Chlorophyceae; Chlamydomonadales; Astrephomenaceae
Source: the annotation of a GenBank genome assembly
GCCAUCUCUGAUAAGGGAGUGGUACAGCUAUUAAGCAACUUUGUUAAGGCAGCGGUAUAGCGCGCUUGCCUAGAAGUCCUUAGCUCUGGACUUGGACUUUGUAGAGUGUCCUUAAAGAGUUACACGUUACAGGCUUACCAUAGCAUCACCCUCGUCAACUAUCUCAGCAUCAACUGUCAUAGUUCUCCCGCGCAUUGAGCGGCGCCGCCCUUAGUCCACCCUUGCCUCAGCCUCUGCUUCGCCCAGCGCCAACAUGCCUAGCGAUCGCAAGAAGAAGGCGGCGGCCACGAAGGGAAAGCCCAAGGCGGCAGCUUCAAAGGCCAAGCCCGAGGAUGAGGCCGCCGCGCAGGCAGAAGGGGCCGAGGAGGACGGCACGGACACCGACGGAACCCCCAUGAUGUCAGCAAACGUUUCAACUGUUAACCUUCAAGCUUUGGCGGCCAGCAAAAGCAUGAAGGACCUUACCGUGGUAGACACCGGCCGGUCGUGCACAGGCGUCCUGGCUAGCCACCCGCAAGCCCGCGACGUCCACAUUUCCAGCUUCACUCUGCUGUACCACGGCCACGACCUGCUGGUGGAUGCAGACCUUGAGCUGAACUAUGGCAGGCGCUACGGUCUGCUUGGCCCCAACGGCUGCGGCAAGUCCUGCAUGCUGAAGGCGCUGGCUGCCCGCGAAGUGCCCAUCCCCAAGCACAUUGACAUCUACCUGCUGGACCGCGAGAUUGAGGCGUCGGAUAUGACGGCGCUGGAGGCGGUUAUGGCAGUGGAUGAGGAGAAGACUCGGCUGGAGCAGGAGGCUGAGUACCUGGCGCAGCUAGAGAUGACGGAUGAGGUGGAGCAACGGCUGUCGGACGUGUACGAUAGGCUGGAUGCCCUGGACAGCGACCUGGUGGAGGUGCGCGCCGCCUCUAUCCUGCACGGCCUGGGCUUCAGCAAGGAGAUGCAGCGCAAGCGGACGCGCGAGUUCAGCGGAGGCUGGCGCAUGCGCAUUGCGCUGGCUCGCGCGCUGUUCAUCGACCCCACCAUGCUGCUGCUGGACGAGCCCACCAACCACCUGGACCUGGAGGCUUGCGUGUGGCUGGAGGAGCACCUUGCUAAGUUCAAGCGCAUCCUGCUGAUGGUCAGCCACAGCCAGGACUUCCUGAACGGCGUCUGCACCAACAUCAUCCACAUGCAGAAGAAGUCGCUCGCCUACUACUCGGGCAACUACGACCAGUACAUGCAGACUCGCGAGGAGCUGGAGGAGAACCAGAUGAAGCGCUACAAGUGGGAGCAGGAGCAGAUCUCCAACAUGAAGGAGUACAUUGCGCGCUUCGGCCACGGCUCGGCCAAGCUGGCCCGCCAGGCGCAGAGCAAGGAGAAGACGCUGGCCAAGAUGGUCCGCGGAGGCCUCACGGAGAGGGUCGAGACCGACAAGGUGAUUCGCAUCCGCUUUGAGAACGUGGGCAAGCUGCCUCCGCCGGUGCUGCAGUUCGCUGAUGUGGCGUUUGGCUACUCGAAGGACAAGGUGCUCUACUCGCAUGUGGACCUGGGUGUGGAUCUGGACAGCAGGGUUGCCAUCGUGGGUCCCAACGGUGCGGGCAAGUCCACGCUGCUGAAGCUGAUGGUGGGCACGCUGGAGCCGCUUGACGGCAUGGUGAAGCGCCACAACCACCUGCGCAUCGGGCAGUACCACCAGCACCUCACGGAGCUGCUGGACCCCGAACUGACGCCGCUGGAGUACAUGCUCAAGGAGUACGGGCGUGACAUUGGCGAGGAGAAGAUGCGCUCCGUGAUUGGCCGCUUUGGCAUCACGGGCCAGACGCAGACGCUGCCCAUCAAGAACCUUUCGGACGGCCUCAAGUCGCGUGUGGUGUUUGCAUGGCUGGCGCACCGCACGCCGCAUAUGCUGCUGCUGGAUGAGCCCACCAACCAUCUCGACAUUGAGACCAUUGACUCCCUGGCGCGCGCCAUCAACGAGUGGGACGGCGGCCUGGUGCUGGUGUCGCACGACUUCCGCCUGAUCGGCCAGGUCUGCAACGAGAUCUGGGAGGUGGGUGGCGGCAAGGUGAACAAGUGGCAGGGCGACAUUCAGUCCUACAAGGCGCACCUCAAGGCCACGCAUGAGGCCCUGGACAGCCGGAAGGACCUCAAGUAGAGGGGAGGAGGGGCGGAGGAGGGAAGCGAGGAAGAGGGGUGCGGCACUGGGGUCGAUGGGGCGGAGGAGAAGGACGGGGAUGGGGAGCUGCACGGUUGUGGUACAUGAUGGGGUUCUGGUGGGUCAUGGGUCAUUGUUGCUGUUGGAAUUUUGGGCAUGGAGGAGAAACUGGGAAACAUUGAGGAGAAACAGCCUAUAAGGGAGCGCCUUGCUGCUUCGGGCAUGUGCCAGCUUCUCGUGUGGCUUUGAUGUGGCUUUGAGUGAAAGAGUUGGAGAGCAAGACUAGUAGGACUGCAGGGAUUCGGAUUUGGGAACCGUCUAGCAGUGCGGUGCAUAGCACGAUCUUGAUGGCCAGGGUUUUCACGGCAUGUGGUUUAGCGGGUUUCGCUGGCGCCCCCAUGCAUGGCCUUACGUGAAAGAGGAUGGUUUCCUGGGACAUGAUAAGGAGACGUCCGCAAUCGAGGUGUGUCGUCUAGUACUGAGCACGCGUGUGUCUCUGACUUUGCUGUUGUUACAGCUUUAGGAACGGCUGGGAAACCUUCCAAGGCUAUAGAACCCCUUUUUGUACGGUCCGCGGAAUUAUCGACGGGCCUACGGGUAUAUGAUUAGGUGGUUCUCACAUCGAGCUAUGAGGACUUUCGACUUGUUGACGGUCACAUGACCAACGUGAGAGGGAUGAUGCACGUUUUCCUCUGUAGCUGUCGUACAUUGCGGCAGCUGCCGAAGAGUUGUUGGUGGUUUCGGGGGCCACUAGCGACGUCGGGCUUUGCAUGUUGGCUAGAGGUGGUAGGAUGGGGUGUCUUGGGGAACUGUUCCAGCCCUGGGAUCUGCGUCUGUCGAGCGCUAUCUGGGAAGGGCUUUUCGGGGCGGGGGCUAAGAGUACACAACUGGGAAGAUCAAGAUUAUUGGGACGUAUGUCGGAGUUUGUCUGGCGCUAGUGCUUGUUCAAGUGCUGAAGGGCACGAGCGUGGACAGUGGUGCUUGUUGCUAGUGUUGGCAGAUAACCAUCAGGCAGUUGCUGAAGAGUUGAUUGGAUGUGGAUCGCGGCAUGGCUGCGACGACCCUGGUAAAGCGCUCC